Amphibalanus amphitrite is the source of this 3321-nucleotide messenger RNA. Its product is annotated as nuclear pore complex protein Nup160-like. Gene Ontology annotation, molecular function: structural constituent of nuclear pore. NCBI's taxonomy places the organism in Eukaryota, Metazoa, Arthropoda, Thecostraca, Balanomorpha, Balanidae. Gene Ontology annotation, cellular component: nuclear pore. The transcript is spliced from 4 exons. The record is from RefSeq and is a predicted model, not a curated record. The coding region runs from base 430 to 2973 and encodes 847 amino acids.
GCAGACGCCCUGUUCGCUCUGUGGAGUACGGCCGAGGCGGAGACGCAGCUGUGCUACUACGGGCUGUCGGGCGCCGCCGACGCCGCCGGCUGGGCCGAGGUGGCGCUGGAGCCGCCGCCGCCGGCCGUGCUGCCGGCCGCAGCCGAGCACCUCAGCCAGAGCUACUUGCGACACAUCUUCCACCCGGGCAGGUUCCAGCUGAGCACGCUGCAGCGCGCGGUCAGUAUCCGCAGCCGGGUGGCCUGCACCGAGACGGACGCGCGCCGCCUCCGCGCCGCCGUGGUGGCCGCCGUCGAGGCCGACAUCCAGCGCUCGGUGCCCGACUCUCAGUCUCAGCUGACCGCCGACCAGUUUGCCGAGCUGACGCAGGCGGCCUGGGAGUCGCUCUACUCGGCCUGUCUGCAGUACCACCAGGCCGACACCAAGCCGAUGGGCCUGUGCGCAGACGCCGGCUCUGGCCAGGUGUGUGUGGUGCGCCGGGCGUUGGUCAGCUACCUGCGGCCGGCCGGCCUGCUGGAGCGGCUGUGGCUCUCGGAGCUGACGGAGCCCGAGGACCUGUGCGCGCCCGACGACCGCCUGCAGGCCGACGUGGCGCGCCUGGUGCAGUGCUGCCGGCUGCUGGAGGGCCACCUCUCGGAGCAGCUGUGGGCGGCCGUGCGACAGGACCUGGCGCACCUGGUGCCGCCGGACGCGAUUGCCGCCUCGGUGGUGGCCAAAGUGUCGGAGGAGCCGACGGCCGAGUUCGCCGCCUUCCGAGACCUGCUGGCCGAGCGGCUGGCCGCCAUGGACUCGCUGUCGGCCGCGCUGGCCAGGCUCGUCGAGUUUCUGCAGGUGGACGGUGGCCCGCUGCCGCCGGCCGAGGGCGCCGGGCCGGCGCUCAGCAGCCGGCUGGGCACCGGCCUGCUGGCGGCCACCGUGCGCCAGACGGUGCGCCUCCGGUUCAGCGUGGCCACGUCGCUGGUCCUGCUGCAGACGCUGGCGCUGAAACUCAGCGAGCGUUGCCGACUGCAGGCCGAACACGAGAGCUACAUCAGGGCGCGCUUCCUGCCGGAGAGCGUUAUACAGGUGCAGGCGUAUUUCGCGCUGCUCUGGCUGUCGGAGACGCCCGCUGAGGCCGUCUCCGGGGACAGUCAGGAGACGGCGCGCCGGCAGCUGGCGGCGCUCACCGUCCAGGAGGCGCCGCCGGCGGCCGCCGCCGCCGUCUCGGUGGCCGCCGGCCGGCUCAGCUUGCUGGAGCUGUUCGCGGCGGGCGCGGGCGGCGCGGCGGCGCGGGCCGCCUCCGGGCCGGCGGCCGGCCUGCACUCUCUGCCGGAGCAGGCGGCGGCGCUGCUGCGCCUCGUCUGGCCCGGCGGCGCCCACAGCCAGCUGCCCGAGCUGCUGCUCGCCUCCUGCCAGCACGCGGCGCUGCGCGAGUACGUGCGCCUGCACUCCACCUGGUGCGACCGCAACUCGGCGUCGCGGUGUCUGCUGCGCGGCCUGGCGCUGCUCAACCUCGGACAGCCGGACAAGGCGUGCGACGUGCUGGUGGCGUCUGCCGACUCGGUGGGCCUGGACGAGCCGCUGCUGGCGCGCCUGCUGCGGCUCGACCCGGCGCCCGACGAGCCGCACUCGCGCCUGCUGGUGCGCUACUACCUGCGCGUCAUCCGGCUGCUGGAGCUGCACCACCUGCCCGACUACGUGCUCGAGCUGGCCUCGGCCGGCAUCGCCGUGGCCGAGGAGGCCGACCCGAACGUGGCCACCCUGUGGGCCAUCGCGUUCAAAUACCACCUGCGGCUGGGACACGUGCAGGAGGCGUACGCCGCCAUGACGGGCAACCCGGACGCGUCCAGUCGUGGCGACUGCCUGCACCAGCUGGUGGUGACGCUGCACGAGCGCCGCCAGCUGGCCACGCUGGUGCAGCUGCCCUACGUGGACAUGCUGGGUGACGUGGUGGCCAUUCUGGAGAACCGCGCGCGCGCGGCCGACCCGCUGGCGCCACAGUUCUACGACGUGCUGUACGCGUUCCACGUGGCGCGCUCCAACUAUCGGAAGGCGGCGGCCGUCAUGUACGAGUGGGCGCGCCGGCUGGCCGGGGAGCCGGCCGGUCUGGCGCGGCAGGCGCGCUGCUACCUGGCCUGUGUGAACGCCCUGCAGCUGGUGAGCGCCGAGUACGCGUGGAUCGUGCGGCCCGAGGUGGAGGAGCGCGGCGCGCCGGCCGUCACCGUGCUCACGCUGGACGAGAUACGGCGGGAGGCCGACCUGGUGGCCGCCCAGCUGCGCCUGCGCGAGUGGGAGGCGCGCGACGGUGGGGGGGCGCCGCCGGCCGGCGUCUCGGCGCUCUCGGCCGAGGAGCUGCUGGCGCGCCUGGUGGCCGCCCGGCUCUACACGGACGCCGUGCAGGUGGCGCGCGCGCACCGGCUCAGCGCCCAGCCCGUCGUGCGUGAGCUGGCCGCUGCGCUGGCCUCUGGCGCGCCCGACGGCUCCGCCUGGCAGUGGCUGGGCCGGUGCCAGCUGCCGGCCGGCGCGGCCGGCGCCGGCUCGGCCGCCGAGCAGACGGCCGCCCUGCUGCGGCACGUGCUCGCCGACGCGCCGGCCGGCGACACGCGCCUGCUGCGCGCCGCCGCCGAGCGCUUCCUGCAGCUGGGCCGGCCGCUGCCCGCCUGGCUGGCGGCCGACUACGAGCGCCGCGCCGCCGCCGAGCUGGGCCGGCUGCUGCUGCGCGCCGGCCAGCUGGAGGCGGCCGGCCGGCUGCUGGUGCGUCUGCUGGAGGCGCUGCUGGGCGCCGGCCCGGAGCGGUUCGGCGCCGGCGCACUGCACGCCGCCGCGCCGCCCGUCUGGCUGCCCUACACGCUGGUGGACCAGGUGCGCGCCGAGCUGGCGGCGCACCGCCACAGCGCCGCCUACGCCGAGCUGCACCGCCAGCUGGACGGGCGGCUGCUCACCUACCAGCAGACGGUGCAGCGCGUGUCGCGUGACAUGGCCGCCGUGCGGUAGGCGGCGCCCGGCGCCGGCCCGCCCGCGGAGCGCGCCCCAGAGCGGCCGGCUCAUCCUCGGCGGGCGAACCGGACGCACUGCAAGCUAAAGGCUAAAGGCAAGCUAACUGGCAUUGUGGCCGCCGGAAGUCUGUCAAUGUCAGCGGAUAAUGACCGUCGAAUAUCCUAAGCUGCUGCGUGACGAGCAUCUUUGAGCGUUGGAGAUCUCAGAUGGCGAACCGUGGGAUGGCUGAUUGCCUGCUCUUUGCCGCGAGUUCCUGGCCUGUCAGUACGCAGAGCCGUUACGGAGCGUUCAUUCAUGUCCUGAAAACUCUUCAGCCGACUCAUGAAAUACACAAAUGCAUUGUAG